This is a messenger RNA of Scaptodrosophila lebanonensis, 2283 nucleotides long. RefSeq names its product nose resistant to fluoxetine protein 6. Gene Ontology annotation, molecular function: acyltransferase activity, transferring groups other than amino-acyl groups. The coding region runs from base 1 to 2283 and encodes 760 amino acids. The transcript is spliced from 6 exons. The record is from RefSeq and is a predicted model, not a curated record. NCBI's taxonomy places the organism in Eukaryota, Metazoa, Arthropoda, Insecta, Diptera, Drosophilidae.
AUGGCGCGAAGUCAUAUCCUGGCCCUGUUGGCCCUGCUGCUGGCCACAACAGCCAGUGCUCAUCUCUCCUUGCCCCAAUCCCACGCCCACGCCCACUCGCAAGCAAAUAGGAAUGAUUUGCUAACCGGUUACUCAAGCCCCAUGCAGAGCAGCUUGGCCUACCAGUUCUUUGCUGUGGGAGCGGACGAAGCGCCCCUCGGGAAUGUCACGAACGCGUUGCAGUUGACCGGAAAUCGGGUGUACGACAAGGAGCGUUGCGACCAAGAUUUGAGGCGCAUACGCGAUGCCAUCGACAAUAUAGAGGAAUGGGCUUUGGAGUUUCCCGAUACAUGGGGUCGUCUGCCCGUCGGUCUAUUCUGGGGCCACACGAUUAGCAUGGGACAGUAUGAGGAGUGCAUAGCGGCGACGAAUACCUAUGGGGAUGAGAUACGCGGCCAGUACUGUCUGGCCCGCCUGAACAUAACACAGUUCUACAGCCAGGUGAAGAAACGCCAUCACGAAUUCGAGCGCAUCAGCUAUAAGCAGGUCGAUCCCGAGAUAUUCGAGUUGGGCGUCUGCGUUCCCAGCUCCUGCAGUCCCGAGAAGACCGACGAGCUGCUCAAGCAGGUCAUUAGGAAGUUCUACGGCGAGGAUGUUAUAGAUCUCGAACAGACCAUGAUUCUGGAGAAGUACUGCAAAUACGAAGCCCCCGUCGAGCUGCGCGGUGUCGACAUUUUUGCCAUCAUCUUUUUCGCGGCCAUCAUAUUCUUCAUGAUAACGAGCAGUAUUUACGAUUAUGUGCAGACCCGCAAGGGAGCCCCGAAGAAACCACUGUUGAUCGCCUUUUCGGUGCUGAACAAUGCACCCAAGAUCUUUACGGUGAAGAAGAUAAACAGCCCGAACGUAAUUCAUUGUCUGAAUGGACUGCGCUGCUUCAGCAUGAUGUGGGUGGUGUUUGGUCAUGGGUAUAUGACCUUCUACGAUCUGCCGCAUAUCAAUAAGAAUAGGUUCUACACGUGGGUGCAGACACCGUACUCGAUGCUGGUGCAGAACGGUUCGCUCUGCGUGGACACGUUCUUCUUUAUGUCCGGGCUGCUGAUGUGUUGGGGCGCCUUCCGGGAAAUGGAUCGCACCAAAGGCAAGCUGAACAUACCGAUGAUGUAUUUCCAUCGAUAUAUUCGUCUCACGCCCGUCGUCGCCGUCGUCGUACUCUACAUAAUGUCGCUCUAUCGCUACUCUGGUGCGGGUCCCAUGUGGUUCAAGCUGGGCACUCAGGAUCAGCGUUGUGCGGACACCUGGUGGGCCACACUGCUCUACGUCCAGAACUACGCCUUCCCCUAUAGCAUUUGCAUUUCGCAAUCCUGGUAUCUGGCUGUGGACACUCAGCUGUACUUCCUGUCGCCGCUCUUCCUCAUACCCCUGUAUAAGUAUGGCAAGAAGGCUCUGAUACCGAUUGUGAUCUUUGGACUGCUCUGCUUGGGCUGCACCUUCGCCACCUUUAUUGCGAACGACUUCACGCUGUUCCGCGUCCAGGACGACCAUGUCGAUCUGCGCCAGCGUCUGACUUACUAUCCAACCCAUACCCGCAUACCCACUUGGCUGAUUGGCGUCAUCUUCGGCUACUUCCUGUUCACGCGCAAUCGCGGUCGUCAGAUCCCCUUGGCCAAGCACUGGGUCAUCACUGGAUGGGUUGUUGCGUUCGGCACCAUGCUGACGGAUUUGUGGGGUCCCUACUGGCGUAUUCUGCCCGACACUCCAGACUCGCCGCUCAUUGAGGGUGCCUUCUUCGAACCGUUGAGUCGCACCUCGUGGGCUCUCUCCAUUGGCUGGAUCGUUUGGGCCUGCUACAAUGGACACGGUGGCAUCAUCAACGACUUCCUCUCCUGGAGCUUCUUUACCGGCUUCAGUCGCUUAACCUACUGCAUGUAUGUCAUCCACAGAAUUGUUCAGUUGGUUAAUGCUGCGCGUCUGCAGCAUGACACACACUUUUCCGAUUACGAUGCGAUCCUGCGCUGGUGGCACGAUUUCGGCAUCACACUAACCGCUUCCAUAUUUGCGACGCUCGCCUUUGAGUCACCCAUUCUUGGCAUAGAGAAGGCCAUUUUCGGACGUGGCGACCCCAAGCCGAAAAAGCAGCCCGCAGUGGCCGAGGUAGCCAAGGUGGCUCCCGCUGUGGUUGCGGCUGCCACUGUUAUCACCGAAGUGGCCGCUGCCAAGCCCACAUCUGAAACAGCUGAGCCCGUCGCUGCCGACGAAAUUGUGCCCGAUUUACCCAAGCAGGCGGAGAAUCCAUCGCAUGCCUAA